This is a messenger RNA of Durio zibethinus, 1967 nucleotides long. The record is from RefSeq and is a predicted model, not a curated record. NCBI's taxonomy places the organism in Eukaryota, Viridiplantae, Streptophyta, Magnoliopsida, Malvales, Malvaceae.
AAAGCUUAUGAUUUGUUUUUGUAAAGUUAAAUAUUUUAUUAAGCUAAUUGAUCAGCAGUUACUUCAUGUAUAUAUCAUCCCAAUGUCCAUGUGCAUUGAACCUUCCCCUUUUUCAAGUUAAUAUACUUUCAAUAUAUUUCUUUUGAUUCUGUUUAUUAUUUAAUUGUUUUUGUUUAAUCAUUGUAAGUAGUUUUAAUACCAAUAAUAUAAUAUAAUGAUAUUAUAAAGCCCCGGUUGAGGGGUGGAGCUUGGCAUUGAAUGCAGAAUUAAUUGAGGUGAAAGCUGAAGGAUCAAAACAAAGGAAAAGAAGAAGAAAAUAUGGCAGCUAAUAAUAACACCAUCACCACCAUUCCUCUGCUUAGUCCAUAUAAAUUGGGCAAAUUCAACCUCUCUCACAGGGUAGUUUUAGCACCAUUGACAAGAUGUAGAUCAUACAAAAAUGUACCUCAACCACAUGCCGUGUUAUACUACUCUCAGCGUGCAACCAAUGGUGGAUUGCUCAUUACUGAAGCAACAGGAGUUUCUGAUACUGCACAAGGAGAAGGUUACCCACAAACACCUGGAAUUUGGACAAAAGAGCAAGUGGAAGCAUGGAAACCAAUUGUGGAAGCUGUCCAUGCCAAGGGAGGCGUCUUCCUUUGUCAAAUUUGGCAUGUAGGCCGGGUUUCUACUUAUGGGUUUCAGCCUAACGGUGAAGCUCCAAUCUCUAGUACUGACAAAGGAGUGACACCAGGUCUUGAUGGAGUAGACUGGUCUCCUCCUCGUAGACUACGAACCGAUGAAAUCCCCCAAAUUAUCAAUGAUUUUAGGCUCGCUGCUCGAAAUGCCAUUGAAGCAGGAUUUGAUGGGGUUGAGAUUCAUGGUGCAAAUGGUUACUUAAUCGAGCAGUUCCUGAAAGAUGGAGUAAAUGACAGAACUGAUGAAUAUGGGGGCAGCUUGGAAAACAGAUGUCGAUUUGCACUAGAAAUAAUUGAAGCUGUGGCUAACGAAAUUGGAGCAGACAGGGUUGGAUUGAGAAUAUCACCUUAUGCCGAUUUCAUGGAUGCCAUUGACUCAGACCCGGAAGCAUUAGGCGUUUACAUAGCGAGCGCAAUUAACAAAUAUGGCAUUCUUUAUCUUCAUGUAAAUGAACCUCGGAUGAUUGAAGUAAAUGGCAAGCUCGAAACUCCUCACGGCCUUCUCCCCAUUAGAAAAGCUUUCAAGGGGACUUUACUUGCCUGCGGAGGCUAUGGAAGAGAAGAUGGCAACAAAGCUGUUGCUGAUAAUUACACGGAUUUGGUUGCGUUUGGGCGACUGUUCUUGGCUAAUCCAGAUUUGCCAAGGCGGUUUCAGCUGGAUGCUCCUCUUAACAAGUACAAUCGGGACACUUUCUACACUCCUGAUCCGGUCAUCGGUUACACUGAUUAUCCAUUUCUUGAAGCCUCCACUUGAUUGAAAUUUAAUCUUACACGUACUAGGGAAGAAAUUGUCUGUUGUUUCACUUGUGUUCGAAUUCCCAUGAAACUUAAUCUGGAUAUGGAAAUUGAAAGGAAUCAAUAAAAACCUGUUAAAUUUAAGCUGUUUUGUAUACAAUCUAAGACUCAAUUAAAUAAAAAAAAUAUUUUUGAAAAUCUUGUGAUUAAAAAAUUAAUAAAAUAUUAAACUUAAUUUCAAUCAUAAUCUCAUAUAUUGAAAAAAAUCCGGGCCGGGAUUGGCAGUUGGCUACAUCCACUUUGGGCCAUGAUCAUUCCCAAAGAAGCCCAUCAACGUGGCACUCGUGGGUCGGACGGUAAUCGGACGAUGGGAAUAUGAGCUGUAACCGCCUUAAUUGUAGCGUCAAAUGUAGGCAGUCUCAAACCCUGCCUGCCUCUUCUAUCUACCAGACAUCAUAAGUUCAGUUUAAUUCACCCGCAGCAUUGUUGGAAUUGCGUGGAAAUUCAGUUCAGAAGUUAAAUGCUGUAAAAGGAAGAGAAAGGUGAAGUUAAUUC